Molecule: messenger RNA, 5223 nt
Organism: Lagenorhynchus albirostris (white-beaked dolphin)
Lineage: Eukaryota; Metazoa; Chordata; Mammalia; Artiodactyla; Delphinidae
Gene: ANKRD35
Product: ankyrin repeat domain 35
Exons: 15
Coding region: 231-3245 (1004 amino acids)
Molecular function (GO): actin binding
Source: RefSeq, a predicted model, not a curated record
CUGCAGGAUUUUUGUCUCCGCAACGGUGGAGUGAGGCUGGGCCAGGGGCGGAGUGUUAAGACCAGCCCUCGGAUUCUUGCCUCUGAUUGAACGGGGUGGCCCCCCCUGGGGCGGGUCCCGGUUUGCUUUUGACAGCUCUCUUACACAGCUGCAGACGAGUCCGGUGGGUUCAGGAACCUGUGACCCCGCUCUCCGCGCGUCCCCGUCCCCCCGUGGCCCCGGCCCCGGCCAUGAAGCGCAUCUUCUCCUGCUCCAGCUCACAGGUGGCGGUGGAGAGAUGGAACCGCCGUGAUCAGAAGCUUCUGGAGGCAGUGCAGCGGGGGGACGUGGGAUGUGUGGCUGCCCUGGCCUCCAGGAAAUCUGCCCGACCCACCAAGCUAGACUCGAACGGCCAGUCCCCGUUUCAUCUGGCAGCCUCCAAAGGCCUGACAGAAUGUCUGACUGUACUACUUGCAAAUGGGGCUGACAUCAACAGCAAGAAUGAGGAUGGGAGCACCGCCCUGCACUCGGCCACUAUUUCCUGCCAGCCACAAUGUGUCAAGGUCCUGCUGCAGCAUGGUGCCAAUGAAGAUGCUGUAGAUGUGGAAAAUCGUACUCCAUUGCACUGGGCAGCCUUCUCUGGCUGUGCCUCAAGUGUGCUCCUCCUGUGUGAUCACGAAGCCUUCCUGGAUAUCCUGGAUAAUGAUGGACGUACACCCCUGAUGAUUGCAUCGCUGGGUGGUCAUGCAGCUAUCUGCUCACAGCUACUGCAGAGAGGCGCCCGGGUUAAUGUCACUGACAAGAAUGACAAAUCGGCUCUGAUCCUGGCCUGUGAAAAAGGCAGCACUGAGGUGGCUGAACUGCUCCUGAGCUAUGGAGCAGAUGCAGGGACGGUGGACAGCACGGGGCAUGAUGCUUUGCAUUAUGCCGUACGCACACAAGACAAGACGCUGUGGAGGCUGCUGCGGCAGGCCCUGAACCGGCAGGGGCGGGGAGGUCAGGAGUUAGUUCAACACCCAGAUCUUGCAUCCCAGGCCUCUCCAUCUGAGCCUCAGGUGGGUUCUCCACCUAAGAGCCCAUGGAGAGCAGAGCCUGAGGAGGAGCAGGAGGAAGAAGAGGAUGAAGAUCCCUGUUCAGAGGAGUGGAAGUGGAAGUACGAAGAGGAGCAGAGGAAAGUUUCCCAGUUGGAGCAGGAGCUGCUGCGAAAUACGGAAGAGCGUAAGGCUCAAUCUGCAGCUUAUCUGGGCCUGGAGAGCCAGAUUCAAGAACAGGUUCGGGAGCUGGGGCUCCUCCUAUCACAAGAGCCCGGAACUCCGGGAGACCUGCGCUCUAGUCUCCGGCCUGGAGGAGAUGGCAUGGAGCAGGGUUGUACCCUCGACCUGCUGGCUAAGUGCAUACAAGAGCUAAAGAAGCAGCAACAGGCAGCAGCCGCAGCUGCAGCAAAGCCAGUAUUAGCUUCCAAGAAGGCUGAGGAUUCAGCUGGAGGGGUGAUCCAGUAUGACGCCCAUGGAAGGUCCCCACCAGAACAGGAGCCACCCCACAGCCCAAGGUCUGAGACCUUUGGGAGAUCCACAGGACAGCAAUUGACCGCCAAUGGUGGACAGGCCCUUGGCCCUGAUCACACUGACCAACUGCAUGCUGGCCAGAAGCCGAGGCCCCAGGCCCCAGGGGCUGAACCAACAGGCACAGUGGCUGAACCACUGCACACAGCAGCCAUGAACCAGCUCCUGCUACAGCUGAGGGAGGAACUGGCUGCGGUGUGGCGAGAAAAGGAUGCAGCCCGGGGGGCUUUAUCAAGACCAGACCUGGAGGGAGCUGUGGGGACGUCCCGGGCUGAGGCUGCAGCAGCAGCCUGGGAGAAGAUGGAGGCCAGGUUGGAGCAGGUGCUGGUGAGGCUGGAUCGGGCAAAAGCAGGAUUACAGAUGAAACCUGAGGCCCCUGCCCAGGAGCCCAGAGAGGGAUCCCCAAAGGCAGGCCCAGGGGCCAUCACCAAAGAGGGUGAAGGGAAGGAGGAAGGGACUCCUGGGGCUUGGGGAGAGCCUCUAGGGAUGCCUGGAGGGGAACAGAUGCCAGGAGGCCGCCUGGCGGAGGGACAGCUGGAGAAGGAGGUGUCAGCACUGAGGCUGAGCGACAGUAACUUGCUGCAGGAGUUGGGGGAGCUGGGCCAGGAGCGGCAGUGGUUGCAGGGGGAGCUGCCGUCCCUGAGCCAGCGGCUACAACGGGAGUGCAUGCCCAAGCCAGAGGCGCAGGUCCAGCUACAGCAGUUGCAGUGGAGCAUGGGGCUGCUGACAGAUGAACUGGCCCUGGAGAAGGAGGCCACCGAGAAGUUGCGGAAGCGCCUGGCCUCCCAGAGCAGAGGCCUCCGGGGACUGUGGGACUGCCUGCCCCCAGACUUGGUGGGCAGGGGGAGCGCACGGUGCCCAGCAGCCGAUCGCCUGGAGGAGCUGCAGGCGUGCGUCAGCGCCCUGGUGGCCAGGCACCGCGAGGCCCAGCAGGUGCUGGCUCGGCUAGAAGAGGAAAACCAGCAGCUGCGGGGCUUCCCUGCCCGAUGUGGGGAACCGGGCGCCUCCUCAGAGGCCUCAGCGUCCCCCCAAGUUGAAGCUCUGGAGCAAGACCUGGGGAAGCUGGAGGAAGAGCUGCGGGCGGUUCAGGCCACGAUGAGCGGGAAGAGCCAGGAGAUCAGGAAGCUGAAGCAGCUGCUCUACCAAGCCACGGAGGAAGUGGCUGAGCUGAGGGCCCGGGAGGCGGCCAGUCUGCAGCAGCACGAGCAAACUCGGGGUUCACUGGUGGCCCAGGCCCGGGCUUGGGGCCGGGAGCUAAAGGCCCUGCUGGAAAAGUAUAAUACGGCCUGCAGGGAGAUGGGACGGCUGCGGGAGGCGGUGGCCGAGGAGCGGCGCAGGAGCGGGGACCUGGCCGCGCGUGCGGCGGGGCAGGAGCGCCAGGCCAGCGAGCUGCGCGGGCGGUCCGAGCAGUUGGAGAAAACGGCGGAGCUGCUGAAAGAGAAGGUGGAGCAUCUCAUCGGGGCUGGCCGGGACAAGGAGGCCAAGAUCAAGGAAUUGUUGAAGAAGCUGGAGCAGCUUUCAGAGGAGAUUCUAGUAGUUCGGGGAGAAAAUGCUCACCUUGCCCGACAGCUGCAGGAUUCCCAGAAGAACCACGAAGAGAUCAUCUCCACCUAUAGAAAUCAUCUGCUGAAUGCCGCUCAGGGCUACAUGGAACAGGAUGUGUACAGUAUCCUACUGCGAAUCCUCAGCAUCCAGGAGGAGUGAGGCAUCCUGUGCCCUGAAGAAUAUGGGAUCUCUCUGUUGGAAUAGAGCAUCCCUGGUUGCCAGAGCCUCCAACAGGCUGUGGCGGGUGGUGGGUUGGCCACUACGGGUGUGUGGGUGGGGCUUCACCUGACGUUAUGGACCCCAGACCUGAGAACCUGAACCUUGGACUCAGCGUGGAUGAGAUCAGAGGAGGUGUGGAUGGAAGCCAGCUCUGUGGAGAAUAAAGCAGGAGGCAGGAUGAUAUUGGGUGUCGUUUUUUCUGCCUAAAGGGGCAUGGGGGAAGGAAUCCUUUUCAUUCCUUUUUGAUCACAAAUGGCCCCAUAAGUUAGCUGCUUUCACACUUUGAUUAUGAUCCAUAGUAACAAAUACAUUUUACAUCCUGUGUGUACAUACCUGAAAUAAUAUUUACCCUUACUAUUUCUAUUCUGUUCUAUAUUCCAUCAAAAAAUAUUGGUUACAAUACAUCCACUAAUGGGUCAAGACCCAGUUUGAAAAACAGCAUUCUCACAGUUUGAAAAACAGCCCUCUGUAAAAAUGGAGAUUGACAUUCUUCCUUUCUCUUUCUCAAAUCUGCUUCUUACUGACUGACACACCUCUAAUCUUUUUUCUCUACCUUGGGACUCCUCAGUCCACUAUCUUUUUUAAGAAGGAUAGAUGGAGAGACCUAGAUUUUCUUCAAGAUGUACAAUCUAAAAUAUUCUAUCGGGCUUCCCUGGUGGCGUAGUGGUUGAGAGUCCGCCUGCCGAUGCAGGGGACGUGGAUUCGUGCUCCGGUCCGGGAAGAUCCCACAUGCCAUGGAGCGGCUGGGCCCCUUGAGCCAUGGCCGCUGAGCCUGCGCGUCCGGAGCCUGUGCUCUGCAACGGGAGAGGCCGCAACAGUGAGAGGCCCGCGUACCGCAAAAAAAAAAAAAAAAAAAUUCUAUCGUGUUAAACCAUGUGUCUAGAUUUGAGGUGCAUGGUCUUAUGUAGUCAGUGUUCUUUGCCCCAGGUGCAAAGAGGGAUGAAAAGUCUGAUUCCUGGAAGAGGGAAGAAAGGAUACUCAGCUUUGGCUUCUUGCCCCCAGUUCUGUUCUCAGACUGAAAAAGUGUAUCUCUCUGGUCCACUUCCCCUGGGUCUCCUCCCCUUCCUGCCUCUUCACCAGCCAGAUUGCUAGGUGAGAGUGAGGCAACUGAGUUCUUCCAAAAUCUGGAAUUGCUGUUUGGUGGCCGCCGCACUGAUCCCUCCCAGUUCCUUCUCGCAGCCCCCCACCCCCCCGCUGGGUUAUGCUGGGUCAGGCAGCAGCGGUUUGGCAGUGGAGACUGACUGGGCUGAGAGAAUAGUGGGGAGGGGCCGUCGUGGAAGACAGGGGGCCACUGGAGGGCUGCAGAGCCUCGCUCCAGGGUCUGGCCAGGAAAAGAGCAGCUAUGUAGAUUAGGUCCUAAAGAAGAUGAGGGUCAGCUUCGGGGUUUAUGUGGAUGGGCACAAGACUGCUUUAAGGUUGGGAGAAUGAAGAGAGGAGGAAUUGAUGGGGAAAAAGAAGGGUGCAGCUGCCAGAAGAGCAUCAAAAUGUCCAAGUCAUUUCUAUUAAGGGGAACAGAACCUCUCUUUUCCUUACUACCCUUAGAGUUACCAAAGAAUAGAAAAGGACUGUUACAUUCCUUAUUAUAUAUGCAGUGUGGGGUGGGAAGAAUGAAGAAACUGCUGAGAGAAGGGUCCAGAGAGGGGGAGAUCAUUUUGCUAAGUUCAAGUAUGAGUCAGGAAACAGCUCUGGUAAUGGAAGCCAGGCCCUUGGCUUCCUCUGGAGCUCCUGGAAGCUGAUCCCAGGAUGGCUGAGCUGUGGGAAUGGUCAGUGAUGUUAAUGAUAACACAGAAGUGGAACCUUCUCCAGCCCCUGGUCUUCCUAAACAAUCUCCCUCUAUACAACCCCAUAAACUGUUACCCCAACACCCCCAAGCCCUGAAAUUUUCCUUGAUUUCAUAAAUAAAUCUUUCUUUCUCAAA